Zea mays is the source of this 1438-nucleotide messenger RNA. RefSeq lists its product as uncharacterized. The record is from RefSeq and is marked validated. Gene Ontology annotation, molecular function: ubiquitin binding. NCBI's taxonomy places the organism in Eukaryota, Viridiplantae, Streptophyta, Magnoliopsida, Poales, Poaceae. The transcript is spliced from 5 exons. Bases 284 to 1117 code for a protein of 277 amino acids.
CCGCAACGCAAUCAAACCCAAGACAAAUCCAACCAACCAAGCUAUUCCCCAUCUCCGGACCAGCGCCGCCUCCAGUCGCUGUCCACGGGCACCCCGGGCGCGCCUCCUCCGAGCCCAGACUCGAGCUCCAUCCCGCCGUGGAUCACCGCGUGAGGUGGGGCGCACCGACCGGACCCCGGAGGGCCAGAUGGUGUCCGGCGCCGGAGGGGGCGAGUAGCGCGGUCGGCGGCCACGAACGGAUUGGCGGCGGCGCGGCGAGGCGUCGGUCGGAGCGGGGGCCACCAUGUCUGCUGUAGUGUGCGGCAAGAGGUCCUCCUCCAUCUUCGGCGACGAGCUUGUACCUUCCCCUUCCUCCCCUCCGUCCCCUUCCCACCACCAUCACCCCGCCAAGAGGGCCCGCUGCUCCCCGUCCCGCUGGAGGGAGGGUCUACUCCACCACCUCCUCACCCUCUUCCCCGACAUGGAUCCCCAGUUACUUGAAAAAGCUCUUGAGGCCUCUGGAGAUGACUUGGACUCUGCAAUAAAGAGAUUAAACGAGCUGCGACUGGAGUCAGCUGGGGCUAUCCUAUCUGCCACUGUUUGUGAAUCUGAGAAGGACAUAUCAUCAGCUCAUAACUUAUUGGCUGAAGGUACCACCAGUAAUGGCCAUUUAGACAUAGCUACUGAAAAUCCACCUGCAAUUGAUAACUCUCAGACAAGUCAUCAUAGCUCUGAAUGGGUUGACCUAUUUGUCAAAGAGAUGAUGAGCUCCUCUGACAUAGAUGAUGCGCGAGCUCGUGCAUCCAGGGCUUUGGAGGUGUUUGAAAAGUCCAUCAUGGAUCGAGUUGGACCUGAAGCAGUGCAGAAUUUGCAUAGGGAAAAUGUGAUGCUAAAGGAGCAACUUGCAAUAAUUCUCCGAGAGAAUGCUGUUCUGAAGCGGGGCGUUGCGAUACAACACGAACGCCAAAAAGAGUUUGAUGUGAGGACUCAGGAAGUCGACAGCCUUAAACAGUUGGUACUGCAAUAUCAGGAGCAGAUAAAAACUCUUGAGAUAAAUAAUUACGCACUUAGAGUGCAUUUGAAGCAGGCUCAGCAGGGCAAUUCUAUGCAUGGACGUUUCCCGCCUGACGUCUUCUAAUGUCUGCCAUGGCUCAACAGAAUAAUUAUGCAUGGACGUUCGUUAAUAUUUGAUGCUGUACAGUUGGAUUUUGAACUAAGCAGUGUCAAAUAAAAAAAAUCGAGGUAGUACCUAUUAAGAUAAGUAGACUCAGGACCUCAAGUUCGACUCAAAUGCUGCAUAUACGAUCGUACCCCAUCAUUGGAGUCGACAACACUAAGGUCCAACUACCUGGAAGCUGAGAUGAAAUAGCAUGUUAGGGUUGGCAGUGCACUGGUCCUUGCAUACUUGUUGUAAUAAUGGAUCUUGCAGGGGAAGCUCGGAUGAAGUAAUAUUGGCUGU